This is a messenger RNA of Gracilinanus agilis (Agile Gracile Mouse Opossum), 1197 nucleotides long. It is a transcript of the gene MYADML2, whose product is annotated as myeloid associated differentiation marker like 2. The record is from RefSeq and is a predicted model, not a curated record. NCBI's taxonomy places the organism in Eukaryota, Metazoa, Chordata, Mammalia, Didelphimorphia, Didelphidae. The transcript has 2 exons. Gene Ontology annotation, cellular component: membrane. The coding region runs from base 19 to 1053 and encodes 344 amino acids.
AGUCCUCAGGUUGGAGGGAUGGGGAGCACUAUGGAUCCCCCGGGGGGUCCCUACCUUAACCUGGGAGCCGUCACUUCCUCCGUGGGCACCACCCGCCUGCUGCAGCUGGCAUUUGGCUGUGCCACCUUCAGCCUCGUGGCACACCGGGGUGGCUUCGACUCUGCCUACGGGACCUUCUGCAUGUCCGCCUGGUGUUUUUGCUUUGCCCUCACCAGUUUGGUGGUGGCCUUUGAGUUCGCCCGCCUCCACGGCUGCCUCCACCUCUCCUGGGGUAACUUCACCGCAGCCUUUGCCAUGCUCGCCACCCUACUGUCAGCCACCGCCGCCAUUGUCUACCCUCUCUACUUCACCCGGCUCGAGUGCCCCCCAGAACCAGAAGGCUGCACUGCCCGGGACUUCCGCCUGGCUGCCAGUGUCUUUGCCGCCUUACUCUUUGUGGCCUAUGCCACUGAAGUGGUCCUGACAAGAGCACGGCCUGGCCAGGUCACCAGCUACAUGGCCACCGUGUCCGGCCUGCUGAAAAUCGUUCAGGCCUUUGUGGCCUGCAUCAUCUUUGGGGCCCUGGUCCAGGAGAGCCACUACGGGCGCUUUGUGGCCACUCAGUGGUGCGUGGCUGUGUACAGCAUCUGCUUCAUAGGCACAGUGGUGGUGGUGGGCAUGAGUGUGACUGGCCGGGCUGGAACCCUGGACUUCCCCUUUGACCGGGUGGUCGUCGUGUACACGUUUCUAGCUGUGCUGCUCUACCUUAGUGCUGCCGUAGUCUGGCCCGUCUUCUGCUUUGACCCCAAGUAUGGGUCUCCUUCGAGGCCCUCAGGCUGUCCCCAAGGAAGCUGUCCUUGGGAUAGCCAGUUGGUGGUGGCCAUCUUCACUUAUGUCAACUUUCUCUUCUAUGUUGCUGACCUGGCCUACUCCCAGAGGAUCCGCUUUGUGCCCACUCUUUUCUGGACUUCUGGAUUCCUGUCAAGAGCUGGAAGUUUAUAUUCACUUAGAUCAGUACCUCCUUUCCAAGAGGCCAGGAUGACUCCAUACCAUGGAACAGAGCUGACCACAUAAUCCUCUGAAUCUUUCUAUCCUAUCUUCAUCCGCAUCAUUCUUCAGCCUAUAGCUCCAGAGACUUGGGCCAAGUUGCUGCUAACUCCCUCUUAGUCUUUCAGGAAGUACCCAAGAAUGGAAAUAAAGUUGAGGAAGUCCAUUUGA